Messenger RNA from Paramuricea clavata, 2547 nucleotides. The record is from the annotation of a GenBank genome assembly. Lineage: Eukaryota; Metazoa; Cnidaria; Anthozoa; Malacalcyonacea; Plexauridae.
AUGCAGUGCAGCGGAAACCGAACCACAUUUAAGAAAAGAGAACACAAGAUCGAGUGCCAAUGUGACAAUGCGUGUUACCAAACAUUUUCAGACUGCUGUCCAAAUUACGAAUCAACCUGCGGGUCUCAGAACGCGCUGGGACACGCAUACCUUGACAAAGAUGUGUGGAAAUGUGUGGAGUUUAAACAACCAUUGAACUUGCCGUGUAAAAAUAUAGGCCUGAACGGUGUGUGGAUGAUUCAAAAAUGCGCCGCAGACUGGCCUGUCGAUGAUACCAAACACAGAUGUGAAAAUGCACCAACAGAUUUUUCCUAUCCCGUUGAGGAUUUUAUUCCAGUCGUUGGGGUGAACACCUUUACGUAUCGUAACUUGCACUGCGCCGCAUGUAAUGGGAUUAAAGAGUACGAAACUUGGAGAAUAGAAGUCUUUUCUUACCUUACUCCACCAGAUGAAUUUGGGUUGGACUUAAAACUACAGUUUGCCAUAAGCAUUGGUGGAUGGCUUGAGAGUAUUUACCCUGUUUUCGACCAUCCUAAGCGUUACUGCCUUGGUAGUCAUUUAAUAAAUAGCUGUAAUAACACAGGUAAUAUUUCCUAUAAUAACGACUGCGUCAAUGGUCCCGUCCAAGUUGUAUCGACCGGAGAUUAUCUGUACUUUAAGAACCCCGCAUGCGCAGUGUGUAACGGUUAUCUGGAGGUUACUAAAUGGAAAGCGAAACAAGUUUGUGUGAAACCUAAAAAUUUGAAAGAAGGAAUUUACCGUUUCUAUUUCAUCAUAAGGAAACCUGACGGUAAUGAAACAUUUCGUGGUACGCGUUCGUCAUGUCCAUAUGGUGAAGUUGGUACAAUGUAUAAUUCACGGUUAGGAUUCUGCGAGAAUCGAUGGCCAGCUAUCAUUGAUGCAAGUGGUGAACUAGCCAAUGAAUUUUUGGUAUUUUUGUCGUUUAAGGAAGUUAGUACUCUAGAAGGUCGAUAUACGUCGAGAAAGACGAAAGAAAACUACUUCAAAUCGGCGCUGACCGCCAAUAUGUCGCUUCUAGCCAGCCAGACAUCAGAAAUCGCAUUUCACAUUCAAGAUCAUGUCGAUCGUUUCAAAGUCGCUACAUUCCGUGUGACAAUUACACCAUAUCAAGGGCUAAUACUUGCAAACCAACACAAACUCAGUCAUUUUAGCGGUGAAAACAUCGCAUUUUUGAAACUGAUUAACCCACUCAACAUUAACGAAAAUUUUACGCUAUCUUGGAAGGAGUUCACAUUCACUGUGCUUAAAGUGGUAUCCAGACAGCUGUCCUGCCAUGACGGGCACAAAUUUCAAUCAUACACAUCAGAUGUGCGCUUAAAGUUGGAAAGUGGAAACUAUUUUGAGUUAAAGGGUGAGCCGCCGAGACACAAGGAUUUGACUUUAUGUCAUAAAUUGUUUAUAUCACAUUGUACGAGAGGGACGUACGUGCCGUUACCUCGAGGAGAAUACACAAUAACCCAUAAUUUAACCGUUCUUCACAACACAACAAUGCGUGCGUACAAGUUUGGCGACUAUCUGAUCAAUAAAAAUUCAAAUAGCCACCCCUCAACUGAUGAUUCAAACUCAAUUAUACCAAGGAACGCCACAAUUUCUAUUUGCUUAUCGCACCAAGCAACUGAAACAGCGGACAAGGAAUAUAGUCGAAGCACAAGGAUUGGCGUACGAGUUGUAACAUUCAUUAGCUUCAGUGUGUCUAUAAUUUGCUUAUCGUUGUUUUUAAUAACUUUUGGACUAUUUAAAGAACUGAGGAAUCUUCGUGGAAUGAAUUUAAUGAAUUUAACCCUCUCGACGUUUCUGUCACAUCUGAUAUGGCUGAUAAGUACCGCUUAUAUUGAAGACGAAACAUUGUGCAUUGUAUUCGCAACACUGGAUCACUAUCUUUUCUUCGCAUCGUUUCUGGCUAUGACCAUCAUUUCGUAUCAUACUUGUCGCGUAAUCUCCCAACAAUUUUGUGAAAAAUUACUUCCGACAAUUUCGCGCUGGAUCCUUUUCAAGUAUUCAACAUUCGUGUGGCUAACUCCUGCGAUAUUUGUCGCAAUUUGUGGCGCAUUGGACGACACCGAAACGUUCUCCGUGGACUAUGGAACAAAGUGCUGGCUAGGAACUACAAACGCUAUGUUCUAUUUAUUCUUAUUCCCCCUCGCUGCAUUAAUACUUUGUAAUGUCUACAUAUUUAUUCGAGCGUCGGUUAUUUUAUCUCUCCAUGACAAGGACAAUAACACCAUACAAGGUCAAGAGGGAAGACAAAAUCUUCUCUUCUCGAUAAAACUUGCAACGUUGGUCGGUUUUCCAUGGUUGUUUGUGUUCUUCGGCAUGUUGUUUCCAGAUGAACAAGCAUUUGAUUACUUGUUUGCUGUUUUUAUGUGUCUACAAGGCAUCUACAUCGCUUUGUCGUAUUUUUUCAAUCAAAGUACUUUCGAACUUUAUAAAAACCGUUGGAAUGCAAACAAGAGAGAAGAUAAAUCAUUCCAUUCUGGUUGUGUUUCAGCAGUAUUUGAAAUGUCAUUUUCACAAAAUUCAUUGUAA